AUGUAUUCUGAAAUCAUGGAUCCAAUAUUACAGUAUUUAAUAAUAGAAACUGCUAAAUUUGGUGGAUUACUUGUGUUGCUAACUCUUAUAGAAUUACGUUUAUCAAAAUACAUAAAGAAAUAUUAAUUAAUUAUUAUAAUUGUAUUAGUACUAAUGCUUCCUUAAUUUGAUUAUAAACAUUAAUAUUGUGAAAAUUAAUUAUCUCGUUGUACAUAUUUAGUAUCAUAGUCAAAAAUCGAUGUUUAAAUAAUAGCAUAUUAUAAUCAUGUCUUAUUGUGA
Molecule: messenger RNA, 279 nt
Organism: Paramecium sonneborni
Lineage: Eukaryota; Ciliophora; Oligohymenophorea; Peniculida; Parameciidae
Source: the annotation of a GenBank genome assembly